Messenger RNA from Paramecium tetraurelia, 1427 nucleotides. RefSeq lists its product as uncharacterized. Lineage: Eukaryota; Ciliophora; Oligohymenophorea; Peniculida; Parameciidae. The transcript has 4 exons. The record is from RefSeq and is a predicted model, not a curated record.
AUGUAUAAUAAUUCAUAAGCAGGAAUGUCCUAGAAGUACUACUAACCUUAAAAGCCCUUCGGUUAUUAAGGCCAGCCUAGUCAGUCUUAAUAGAUGAAUAGCAGGUAUGGCAACCCAUAUGCUUAAUAAAUGCCUUAAGAAGAUUAUUUAAGAGAUUAUCAUUAGAGAUAUGAUAAAAAUCUAAAUGAAUUACAAAGCAACGGAUAAAUCUUAUCAGAUCUGGAGUUUAGAUUGGAUGAAGAGAGAAAGAACAUGAAAAAUGUGAGAUAACAACUAGAAAAUAAUUUAGAGAACGAAAGAUAAAUGAGGAUUGAGUUUGAAACUAAGAUCAUAGCACUCAGAGACGACAAUUAAAGAAAGGAAAAUAUCAUAUAAGAAUUGGAUUACAAAUUAUAAGACACAAUGAUGAGAAACGACUCUCUAGAAUAAGAAAAUGUUGCUAUGAGAAAUGAAUUCAUAAGAGGAUAGGAAUCAUAUAACUAAAGACUAAGGGAAUACGAAGACAGAAAUAAGUAGUUAAAUAGAUAAUUACAAUAAAACGACGAAAAAUAUAGAAUUGAAUUUGAGAGACUCAUCAAAUCACAUGAUCAAAAGUUAUCGGAUAUGACUCAAACUUAUAAAAUAUAGAAAGAAGAUGCAGAAGCAUAAAUUAGAAGUCUCAAGACACAGGUUUAAGAUUUAAAUCAGGACAUUACUAAUUUAAUGAAUGAAAAUAUGAGAAUAAAAAUGGAAGCUGAAGAAAAUAUUAGAGAAACUGUUGUCAGAGUAUAAGAUGAAGAAAUGAGAAAAUAUCUUGGACAUUUACGAAAUGUAGAAUAAAAAUUAAAAGCCUCUGAAGAAGGAAGGGAUAAAUUAGCGAAAGAUUACAAUAAUACUCUUUCACAAUUGGCCGAUAAAGAAAGACUAUUAAAAUAGAAAUAAAUGGAAUAUGAUUAAAACUACACAAGAUUUAAGUAAGAAAUUAGUGAACUUGAUUCUUAAUUCAAAUAAACUAAUUAGGUUAGAGAAAAGUUAAGAAAUGAAUUAUAAUCUAAAGAUUAGAUUAUAAAACAAUUGUAAGCUGAGACAAUGGACUUACAAAAAUAAGUCCAAAAAAUCAAAGAAAAUUAUGCUCAUCAAAUGGCAGAGGCUUAAGAAAUCAAUGCAUAAGAAAAAAGAGAUUUAGAGAAGGAAAAAGAUGAUUAUGCUAGAAAAUUGAAUUAAUCAGAAGAAACAAGAAAGUAAAUGGAGGAACACAUCGAAAGAUUGAAGUUACAACUAGAAGAAUUGGGAGGGUAGAUUCAUCAAAACAUAGAGAGAUCAAUUUAUUAGACUAUUAACUAAACUAGCUUUUCGAGUAAAUUCGAAAAUAGAAGACCUUAUCAGCCACAGAAGUAUCAAUGAAUAUAUAUAUUAAACUAAAAAGUAUUAUAACUAAUAUUUAUUUA